CUCUAUUUAAGAACAUGGCCAAGAUCGUCGGCGUUUAGAAGACCAGAACGGCAUGAGAAAGCCCCAGCAACGAAAAGUUUCAUGAUCGAUGAUAUUUUGAAGAGGGUGGAACCGGCAAAAAAGAGCAAGGAAUAUAGUGAACUCUGUAAGUAAAUCGAAGUCUUGUCUAGUUACAACUUUUAAGACUCCAAGUUACUUCGUGUCCCGUUUUAAGUUGUUUGUAAGACAGUGUUGCGUGGCAAAUCUUAAAGAAGUGUAUGAUGCACAUUAGCCGGCUUUAGUGUUUUAUCGCCGAGAUUCAUUUGCUGCUUUGGUUUCUUUUUGAAUGGAGUUACACGAUUUUUGUCGUUUGCUUGUAACAUGUUGAAAAAUUAAGCCGUUUUAUUGUUUGGCAACAAAUUUGUUAAACUGCCGACGUCUUCUUGUUGAAUUCACAAAUCGACGUCAUUUAAUAAAAUUUGCUGUGGUUGCCGAACCACUUAGCAAACAGGAAAAACGACAAGCAACACAGGAAAGUAUCCUGAAUCCUUCAAUUAAGAGGUUUCACUUCAAAAUUUGAAAGUUCAAGAUUAUAAGAGUAAGAGAAAACAAAAUGCCACCCUUUUGGAAGUCAGUUGGUUGCAAUCAAGUUGGUAAAUUUAGUCUAGAGGCGACAAGGCGGGGUGACGGCUUUAAAACAGUCUAUGGUGCCACCAACAUGGAGUUAUAGUGAACUUGAAAUUCCAACUAAAGUGUUUUUAUCAGUGGUAAUUUCCUAUAAAGAUUAGUCUGGCGUUACCAAUGCAUCAAAAUUGUUACAAGCCGUGUCGUUGUCUAAGGACGGCCAUUGUCACUGUAUUUGAGAAAAAUGGAUUGUCGCUAUUUCUGUUAAUAACUCCUUGGUUCUCGCUCUUGAAAGCAGGUAUAGCGAAACCAUAAGUGAAUCCCGCAGAACAAGUCAUGCCACUCCGGGAAAAGCGUUUUCAGAACUCAGUUAUAGAGUUGCAAGUUAGGCGGGUGGAAGGUAGCGGGGAACAGAGGCAGCAAACGAUGAAGUAGGAGGAUCCAUUGUAUUUCAAAACUCUUUAUGACAACAUCAUCAUCUUUUUCAAGUCACACCUACCUCGAAAAUUUCUUCUGGCGAACUGUGUAUCAGCUUCAAAGUAUUUCUAAUAAAAUUAUUCCUUGACGGAAGUCUAUGAAUAAAAUUUUCAACGUAUGGUACAAGAAUUAAAUGUCAGAAUUUUAAUUUUCGCAGCAUACAUCUGGAGUGGUCACAUGCCAACUUUUUCUCUAUAUCAAGCUAAUAUGGACAAGCUAGACGCCUGUAAGUAUAAACCUCUCGCUUUGAUUUUUUUUAGGGAAGAGUGAAAAUCCCGGGGGGGGGGUACUCCCCUAUAUAAGCCAUAUAUGUAUGUGCCGCCCCAAGGGGUAGGGUUCUUACGCCGUUUUGGUCUGAAAACGGGUAAAGACUUUGCCCACUUGGGUCUGGAAUCGGGUACGGUUCUCGAGGGAACUCGUAGGAGUGCAUGAACGUGUUCAUCGUUUCAAUUCCACGGAGGUAGAAAGAAAGAGAUAUAUGAGAACGUGAAAUCUUUUCCGUUCUUGUUCUAAUCAAGGUAAUAAUAAAAUAAUUCCUUAGACGCCAAGUCUGAAAACGGGUGUGGAUUUUAGAGGCCAGGUGUGAAGAGGGGUGUAAAAAAUUACAUUUUUUGGUCUGAAAUAGGGUCAAGAUUUGGAGAACCGGGUUGCACACCCCACCAAUAAUUCCCAGGAGUACCUCCCCGGGGAAAAUCUUAACCGUUUAGGGGUUUUAUUGGGUCAGAGACUGGUUCACUCAAGAGAAGUACACGUGGACACAAGAAGUAUGGCAAAUGAUCUGAUAGAAACCCGUGGCGUGUGUUUAAUAUUGGUAGCCCAAGCGGGGAGGUUUAUUAGAUAUUAGGCGUUUAAAUAUUGGUAAUAGGACUGAGUGGAGUCCAAUUGGGCCGUAACCAUACGAGUGAUUAACAAAAUCGAACGACCGUGUAGUGGGGAUCCGAUUUGUUAACUCACGAGUAUGAUAACAGACCGAAUUGGAGGACACAAAGUAAUGAACCAUUACAAUUUCCAAAAAAAAUAAAUGGAUCCCCUUUUCUGAAGGAGUUUUUAAUACCAAUUACCCAAAAUUACGGACAAGUCACUGGUAGACACAAUCUCAUGUUACAAAUUUCGUCCAUUUUGGAAAAUCCCCUGUUUGGUAGGGUAAUUGGUUAUUGCUAUAAUUAUUGUGAUAAAUUCUGCGAUUGGUGGAUUUAGCUGAGUGCACUCAAUAUGAUUGGCUGAUAUAACUGUUCGAUUACAGGUGUCCGAUUACAGCCGACUGUCCGAUUUCAACCCUAGACAAUAAUUAGUGAAAAAUAAUUUUAAGUUUUACUUUAGGUUUUUAAUAAAGCAGUUAAUGCACCAAUCAAAUUGAGGAAAUUGUAAUGGUUGCGAUUAGACAGAGAGGCGUUUAUUCUCAUAACUGUAACAAACUCCACAGAAUAAUCGGCUUUCGGCGAACUCAUCACCACGGCAGACUAUAUAUCCAGUAGUCCAUCCACUGAUACAUCUAAGCCGCUUAGAGAUCAGAUCCUUAGUUUGAACCUGACACUCAACAGCUAGGGUGUAAUGCGCAGACUCUUGUCAAACAAAAAAACAAAAAAUAAUUGAAAUGAUUUUGCUCUAUUUUACUAUUUCCUAUUAUUAUGGAGCAACUGUCAUGGGGGGCGUAUUAGACAAGAGGCGUUUAUUUGAGAGGACGUCUAUUAGAUAAUUUACGCUGAAACUCGAGACUUUUUAUACGUCCAACCUAAACGCAUUUACCCCUCAUGAUAAGAAAAAAGGAUCAACAUUGAAGCUUGGCAGUUCCUGAAAACGAGACAAAAACGGCUCUUGAAAGAACAUUAUGGUAUUUUAGGAAAAAAAAUUUAAAAACCCGUUUUUGACAUGACAUGUAUUUCUGUAUUUAGAUGCAACACAAGCAAGCCAGAGGAAAACUGAGGUGGUAUGCCCAAUACCGAAGUAUUUUCGCGCCUUUUUGCACGAUAGCCGGCGUUUCCGCAGAACACGCACAGUCUUCACGCGUGCGCAGCUUCACGAACUGGAAGAAAGAUUUGAACGCGAAAAAUAUCUCUCCACGCACGGAAGGAAGGACUUUGCACGACAACUAAAACUCACGCCGUUGCAAGUGAAGACGUGGUUUCAGAACCGGCGAAUGAAAUGGAAGAAGGAAAUGUUGAGGAAAGACCCGAAUGCUGUAACAACGCGAGCGAAGGGUCGCCCCAAAAAGGACGAAUUCUGA
This is a messenger RNA of Porites evermanni, 3304 nucleotides long. NCBI's taxonomy places the organism in Eukaryota, Metazoa, Cnidaria, Anthozoa, Scleractinia, Poritidae. The record is from the annotation of a GenBank genome assembly.